CCGCUGCCUCGUGGACCGACAUCCCGUGACCCGCCUCCGCGGAACAACAAUGAUGCGCAUAAGCCUCGGUUCAUUGAAGCAGAGCUGAGCAGCUCAGCCGGUUUGAUUGCAAGUGACUGGCUUUCUCCACGUUGCCCCAGAUUCUUAUAAGACCAGGGGUUCAGUUCUUCGUAUCUUCAGUCUCCUCAAAACUCUUUCCCUUUUUUCUUGGAGAUACCACUUAGCGCAUCCCAUUUCUGUAUAUUCGACUCCCGUUGACGUCAUUAUGUCUUCCGCCCAGCAACGUCUGUCUCAGGUGGCCUCCCACUUUGGCCCUGGUGGCAAGAAGGGAGUCUCCGCCAUCACGGAGAAGCACCCCGAUGAUAUCGUCGUGACCUGCGCUCUGCGUACGGCUCUUACAAAGGGUGGAAAAGGUGGUUUCAAGGACACCGCUGCCGCUGACCUGCUGGCCGGUGUCUUUAAGGGAGUUAUCGACCGCAGCGGCAUUGACCCCAGUCAGGUCAACGACAUCGCUGUCGGCUCCGUCCUUGCCCCAGGUGGUGGUGCGACGGAAUUCCGUGCUGCCGCCCUGGUGGCGGGCUUCCCUGAAUCUACUGCUGUUAAGAGUCUGAACCGUCAGUGCUCCAGCGGUCUUCAGGCGAUCGUGGAUAUUGCCAAUGCCGUGAAAUCGGGCAUGAUCGAUGUUGGUAUUGGUGCUGGUGUCGAGAGCAUGUCGUCUCAAUACGGCCCGGGUGCCGUGACCGAGUUCUCCGAGCUUCUUGAGGCUCACCCCGAGUCGGCCAACUGCAAGGUUCCCAUGGGUGUUCUGUCCGAGCAGAUGGCCAAGGACCGCAACGUCACUCGUGCAGCCCAGGACUCUUUCGCCGCCGCCUCAUACCAGAAGGCCGUCAAGGCCCAGAAAGCCGGUCUCUUCAACGAGGAGAUCAUCCCUCUGGAAGUCAAGUGGACGGACCCCAAAUCCGGUGAAGAGAAGACCAUCACCGUCAAGGCCGACGACGGCAUCCGCGACGGCAUCACCCCCGAGUCGCUGGGCAAGAUCCGGCCUGCCUUUGCCAAGGACGGAUCCAUCCACGCCGGAAACGCCUCCCAGAUCUCCGACGGUGCUGCCGCCGUGCUGCUGAUGAAGCGCUCCACGGCCGAGCGCCUGGGACAGAAGAUCAUCGGCAAGUACGUCGCUGCUAGCGUCGUCGGUGUUAAGCCCCUGCUCAUGGGUAUCGGCCCCUGGAAGGCCAUCCCCGUGGCCUUGGAGAAGGCCGGCAUUACCAAGGACGACGUGGACAUCUACGAGAUCAACGAGGCGUUCGCCUCGCAGUGCGUCUGGUGCAUCAACGAGCUGGGUCUGCCACAGGAGAAGAUCAACCCCAAGGGUGGUGCAAUUGCCUUUGGCCACCCUCUCGGCUGCACGGGUUCGCGCCAGAUUAGCACCCUGCUGACGGAGCUGAAGCGGACGAACAAGAAGAUCGGCGUCAGCAGCAUGUGCGUGGGCACAGGUAUGGGUAUGGCGGCCGUUUGGGUUGCGGAGUAAAGCAAAAAAGGCUGUGUAACUUACUUAGAUUGAUGAUUUUGUUUUGUCUCUAGCGAUGUAUCUAAUUCUCGUUAUACUUCAAGCUGGUCUUCACACCACUAUACCAACCUAACUGUAUACAAAUUGAACCUACCG
Aspergillus vadensis CBS 113365 is the source of this 1660-nucleotide messenger RNA. RefSeq names its product 3-ketoacyl-coA thiolase peroxisomal A precursor. The transcript has 3 exons. Gene Ontology annotation, cellular component: peroxisome. Lineage: Eukaryota; Fungi; Ascomycota; Eurotiomycetes; Eurotiales; Aspergillaceae. Gene Ontology annotation, molecular function: acetyl-CoA C-acyltransferase activity. Bases 266 to 1525 code for a protein of 419 amino acids. The record is from RefSeq and is a predicted model, not a curated record. Gene Ontology annotation, biological process: phenylacetate catabolic process; fatty acid beta-oxidation.